AUGACACAGACCAGCCAGAGGACAGAGUCGGGGCCAGCACAGACCAUGGCUCCACAGAUCUCACAGACCCUUAAGGACUUCAGGCUCAUUGAGGGGUCUGAUGCCACUUUCGUCUGCAAGAUCAUCGGCAGACCGAGACCAAAGACUGCCUGGUACAAGAACGGCAAGCGAAUCAAGCGUUCCAGCCGCUACGAGAUCAAGUACACCGCUGACGGCUACUGCACACUCAAGAUCCGCAUUGCUCUGCCCGAGGAUGCAGGACACUACACGAUGCUUGCCGCCAACUCUGCAGGGCGCAACACCUGCUCUGCACAACUGUAUGUGGAUAAAGUUGGCAACAUCGAUGCCACCUCCUUCGUUGCUCCAGAAACCCUGGAAAAGAUCUUGAACCAGGGCACUGAAAAGGGCAAGAAGGGACCCGAGGACCAGGGUGGAAUAUUUGAAACUCACACCCGCCCUGUCUUUAAGAAAGUACCAGAAAACAUAGAAGCCCGUGAGGGACAGACUGUGAGAUUUGACUGCCUGGUAUCUGGCCGACCUCUGCCAGAGAUGUUGUGGUUCAGGAACAACCAGCCAGUACAUAAUGACGACAACCAUAAGAUUGUGAUCAACGAGGAUGGAAUUCACUCGCUGAUCAUCUUGUCUGUGACACGGCAGGAUGCUGGCAACUACACCUGCAUCGCCCGCAACAAGGGUGGCGAGGACACGUUUGGAGUGGCUCUCAAUGUACUGGAGCGUCUGCAAAUGCAACAUCCCAAGUUUAUCGAUCGCAUGCAGAACUACACUGUACGGGAAGGUCAUCCUGUGACCUUGACCUGUCAGGCAACAGGUGUCCCCACCCCAAUGAUGAGCUGGCAGAAAGAGGGCAAGAUGCUUACACCUAACAAGGAAUACAAGAUUGACACGGAAGGUGGAAGGUCAUCUUUAAUCAUUGACCAAGUUGUGCCCUCAGACAAUGCUUGGUUCCAGUGCUCUGCCGUGAACGUAGCAGGUACUGCCACAACACGUGCCAAGCUGGUCGUGCAAGUUGAAGCCAAAUCGCCAAAGCCUGAAAAGAAAAUCUCCUACCCAAAGAGGACAGUUUCACCUCACUAUGAAAUUCAGCCUGAAGGCCCAGUUCAGCAGAUCACCUAUGUGAAGGAUGGGGAUAGCGCCCUUCUGCGAUUGGUCAAAGAGGAUGAUGCCAGAAGUUACUAUGAUAUACAAGAGAAGGGGCCAGUUCAACAAAUCAGUUAUGCCUCUGAGACGGAGAGGGGUUCACUUAGGAUUAAGUCCCCUCCUGGCGUUGACAGAGAGAGCAGUCCUGACUUAUCUCCCUUGAUCUCCACCCCUGGGGAGUACUACUCCACCCCCAGGGGCCGACUGUACGACCCCAUCCUUUCCUCUCCUCCUCCUACCCCAAUGUCCACUGAUCUGUCACUCGAGGACUUUGGGAUCAUUGUCAACAGGAUGCCAGUUGAGGAGCAAAUGCCCGUAUCACCAGUGAAGGCACCAAAGGUCGCAGUGCUACCACCCCCAGCACCCAAACCAGCUGCCCCUGUGGCACCACCAAUGGAGACUGAGCCAGAAGAAGAACUUGUGCUGCCCAGUGUUUCUGAAGCCAGGAAAAUGUUUGACAAACCAGAUGGUGCCCCAUUGCCACCUCCAGCUAAGGUGUCAAAACCUCAGGCGCCACCAGCACCAAGACCAGUGCCACCGCCAGUAUCACCAGUGGUACCAAAACCGGCACCAAAGUUUGCAGCACCACCAGCAUCACCUGCAGUGCCAGCUCCUCAGCCUGUCUUUGUGUCCACUGCUGAACCAAAGGCUAAGAAGCCCAGAGAGAUGUCUCCAAGCUAUGACAUCCAAGAGACUGGACCUGUUCAGUUGAUAAGUUAUGCCUCAGACAACGAGAGUGGUUACCUCAGACUGGUAGAUCAAGAGCCAAUCAGGCCAAGGUUUGUGUCUUAG
Molecule: messenger RNA, 1950 nt
Organism: Haliotis rubra (blacklip abalone)
Lineage: Eukaryota; Metazoa; Mollusca; Gastropoda; Lepetellida; Haliotidae
Product: myopalladin-like
Exons: 12
Coding region: 1-1950 (649 amino acids)
Source: RefSeq, a predicted model, not a curated record